CUUCAGAAAGGACCCUAUCGGCCGUUGGCUAACGUUUACAUUGUCAUGUAGAUAACGAUAACUUCAGUACCCUUUUCAUAAAUUAACACGUGAAAUAUAAGUUGCUUUUGUGACUGCUUUGGGUGGUGGUUCUUCAACAGAUAAAGUUUGAAUGGUGAACUGAGUUGCCAUAAACUAGCUUUCCUAUAAGGAACUGUUAGCCGCUGCUCGCUAACUGACCGACCCCAGCGUCAGGCUGCAGUUUACAGUAGUUAGCAGUCGUUAGCUAAUUUUGACUAUCUCCUACAUUUAGCGGCCACUGGGGCCGUUCUCUUCACCACGCAACCGCUUUAUUGGUCGUUUUCCUCCUCCCGAAAUGCUCCCACGGACGCAGAACAGAGUUCUUUGGGAGGGAACGUGAGGCUCAUGGACUUUACAAUGACAUAAAACAAGGAGAGACUUGGAACUGUCUCCUUGUUUGUCUUUUGUUUUGUUUUUUUGUUGUCAUUUAUUUUUGUCAAACUGUCCUAUCUGGUGUUUACCCUUCUCAUGUGAAGAACAAAAGACAAUGAAGUAAAGCGGCAGUAUUUGUUUGAUGAAACUUUAACAGAUCACACUACUGUCUGGAGGUUUGGCUUAUCACUCCUCCUGUCUCCCUCCUAUUUAUCAAGUGAAAUGAUAGCAAUAGAUGUAUCAAAGGUCUUUACAAAGCCUGCACAUAUCAUAUCGCUGUGGCAUUAAUUACCUUUUGGCCAGCAUUUACAGUGCAAUGUACUUUACAAAAAUCUUUGCUUGUUCAUUAACUAAUUUAAUUGUUGUAGCCUCCUUGUGUACACAAGGUGUAUUUGUUAGCCUUUUCAUUGUUGUUGAAUAAGUUUUUCAAAGCACCUAAGUGUGUCAGUUUUAAUGAUUUUAAAUUAUUUAAAGACAUCAUGUUGAGUGGCUGCUCUGCUGCCUUAUGCUACAGUGUUUCAACUGGCAGCUUUAGGGUUGGAAUGUAAACCUUGUUUUUUGUGUAUUCAGCCUUUGUGAAGAACACUUGUCUUUAAGCGUGGAAGAUGAUAUUCCUAGCUCUGUUUUUCUAUGUUGAGAGCUGCCUAUUCACUUUACAGUAAACUGUACACAGAUGACUUUUCAGAUGAAACUGAUGGGACUUUUCUAAAUGUGACACUAAGAUGGACUGGACUAUUUCCCAUCCUCACUAUAAUAGAAUAAACUGAGAAUACUACAUUCUAAACUGGAAGAAAUCUUUGAACAGACACGUUUCUGAGAAGGAUAAAGGGGAACAGAAACACCGCAGAUUUUCUGUGAUAUUGUUUUUUGAAUUCAAGCACUGAAGAACAUUUAAAUGAUAUUCUCAGACCGAUGCAUUUAGACUUCCUGUCAACACUGAGGAGCUGUCAAACCUCCUUCUUGCCCUAAACUUUUAUUUUGGUGACAAACUUUGUGCACCUCUCCAGUAAGAAUGCGAUCCCCAGAACCAGCAGAAGCCCUUCUCCAUGGCCAGUUUGCCAGCUGGGGAUCAGGCAGCAAUAGCAACAGUAACAGCUGCCCCAGCAGCCCUGGAGGUCAGGGUGGACUCUCCCCCGCUGCUUCCCCUGUCUCGACGUUGGCGUCCAACUAUGCCCUCACUCUCACCCACACUCAUAUACAUAUCCAGCGCCUGUCACCACGACCGGGAAAAGAAGCCCGUCUACUGCUGCCUUUAACGGAGCUCGUGGGCUGCAGCUGCCCUCGAGCCCCUGCGCCCCCUCUCCUGGUGCUGUAUUGGUACCCACCGGGCAAACGGAGGAAAGGUGUGUCCCGACGCCGGCAGGUGAGGGCCUACCUGGCAGAAAGCAGGCCAGAAGCUGAGAGAUGGUCGGCUGCUGUACAGUGUCUGCUCAGAGGUGUGACCGUCACUGCUGAUACAGAAUUUUCAAGAAGUCUGCUACCUCGGCCCCGACGACUACUGUUAUUGGUCAAUCCCUUCAGUGGGAGAGGCCUGGCAAUGCAGUGGUGUCAGACCCACAUCCUGCCAAUGAUCAGAGAGGCCAAUAUCAGCUACAACCUUAUACAGACAGAGCGUCAGAAUCAUGCAAGGGAGCUUAUCAGAGAGAUCUCACUCUCAGAGUGGGACGGCAUAGUCAUCGUCUCUGGUGAUGGGCUUCUGCAUGAGGUGAUGAAUGGGCUAAUGGAACGUCCUGACUGGGAACAAGCAAUAAAGACACCUGUCGGCAUACUGCCCUGUGGCUCUGGGAAUGCACUGGCUGGCUCCAUCAAUCAUUACGCAGGGUAUGACAUGUGCCUUCGGGAACCCCUUCUUUUGAACUGCUGCUUUUUGCUCUGCCGAGGAGGUGUGCGGCCCAUGGAUCUGGUCUCUGUUACGACAAGCCCUGCUCCAUCCAGCAACACCCGGGCUUCAGUAGCCAGGAGACUGUUUUCCUUCCUUUCUGUUGCCUGGGGAUUUGUCUCUGACGUUGAUAUAGAGAGUGAGAGGUAUCGUGGUCUAGGCUCAGCCCGCUUCACCCUGGGCACCUUGGUGCGCAUAGCUUCUCUUCGAUCAUACAAGGGUCGUCUGUCAUACCUGCCUCCCUCUGUUGUCACUACAUCACCAGACGUCACACCCCCACCUAGGAGACCUCUCUCCCGGAGUAUUACAGAAGGUCUUGAGGGCUUCUGCCGAACACCCAUUCAUCGUACCUGCUCUGACAUGGGCAUCAGCGAACAGAGGAGCUUGCGCAUGGGGGAGGGGGAAAGGGAAAAAGAGGAAAGGCAGCGAGAAAGAGAGAGGAGAAGAGAACGAGCCAGAGGAGGAGGGACCGGUGUGGUGAGGGCUAGCAGUCUGGCAGAGGACAGAGAGAGGGAGGGGGAGAUGGAGAUGGAGGCUGAAGAGGAGAGGUCUGGGACAAGUUCAGAAUCUAAUGAAAAGGAUGAAUGCAAUAUGGGAAGGGAGGAGAGGCUGGAAGGGAUCAAGGAUGAAAGGGAGGAUGAGGAAAGGGUACAGCAAGACUCCAGUGAGUUGAAGGAGGAUGAUAGAGGGAAGGAUGGGGAAGGGAGUGGGGGUUCUCUUGAGGGGGAGGGAGUAUUGCGUGCGAGAGAACUUGGUGAACGCUAUGGGGUAGACAUGGGACGAGAGGCAGAUGAAGAGACAGAAGGUUGUUUUAGCUACCAAGAGGCUAGAACUGCACUAAGAAAGAAUUCUGCCCCUUCAAAUCAGAUAGUCAGUGCCCUUUUCAGCCAACCUCUAAGGCAGGAGGUAGAAGCAGAUUCUACGACCUCAUGUGAAGCUGAGGACAUGGAUUUAAAUGGAACCUACUACCAGAAAGAACCCUUUCCACUGGACGUUUCACGGGAACGAGCUCUCACCAUUUCCUCUCCCUUUCGCCACUCCCCCUUUUCUUACAAACCUAAAAACCUGGACCAAAAUCAGAACGCUUCCAGGCCGAGACCCCUGUCACUCCUACAGCACUCCCACUCAAAUUCCCUGCCCCCUAAACUCCCCUCCCUCUCAUUGUCUCUUUCUCCAACACCCCCUUCCUCUCCAUCAUGUGCCUCCCCACACUCCUCAUCCUACCUCGCCCCCCGUCCUAACACCCCAAGUUCCACUUCGCCCUCACCUUCUUUACGCACACCAUCCUCAUCGUUUAACUUUGACAUUGCCGAGCCAGCAGGACCCCUUAAGAACCGUCCUUAUGUCUCACUGCCUUUAAAUGUACCUAGAGAUGACUUGUUACCCCCACUGGACCAACCCCUUCCCACCAGAGACUGGGUCACCCUUGAAGGCGACUUUGUCCUGGUCCUGGCCCUUUAUCAAACACACCUUGGGGCUGACCUCCAUGCUGCACCCCAGGCUAGGUUUGACGAUGGGCUGAUCCACCUGACCUUUGUACGGGCAGGGAUCUCUAGAGCCACGCUGCUGAGACUGUUCUUUGCCAUGGAAAGAGGGACCCAUCACUCUGUCAGCUCACCCUAUGUGAGCCAUGUUACCUGCAGGGCUUUCAGGCUGCAGCCUCUGUCUACAAGAGGAACCCUCACUGUAGAUGGAGAACUAGUGCCCUAUGGACCACUUCAGGCACAGGUCCACCCUUCCAUGGCCCGUCUCAUUGUAGGUGACACUGGAGUGAAGAUCACUAGAUUCUAAUCAGGGAUUGGUUGAGCUGACUGAUAAAGCCCUCUACUGAAUGAUGUAAUCAUUGUUGCUAUCUUUACUCACAGCAAAGAAUAUCAGAAAGACCUAAAAUAGCCUGAAUUGCAGGAACUGCUUUUCUGGAGUUUAAUGAAAGGGAAGACCUGCCGAGCCACGCAACAUUGGAGCAUGACUACAGGGAUUUAUAAUGAAUUUAAACACGGAUGGAAACUGCGCCUCCUUGCACUGCUGUUGAACUACACACAGCGUAUACUGAGAAGCAUGAAAACUGCACAGCCUGGGAUCAAUAGAAGGAAAAUACAAUUGAAUGUUCAUAGGAUUUUCUUUGUGCAGAUAGUGCAUGUGUUGGAUGUAUACCUGCCAGUAUGCAUGCAGAGAAGCACUACCUGAUUUUUUGCCUUACAGUGAGAUUAAAUGUAGAGAUGUUCUCAAUCAUAAUGAAUCAAGAUGAAUUGUCACAAAAAACUUCAGCCCCACUUCCAGUGUCCAAAAAGUUUGAAAAUAAAACCUCCGUCCCUGAGAGCAAUGCCUUAUCUGACACUGGAGCAUACAGUAUAAUUGUAACUCUGCCCUUCCUGGCUUAGAAGACCUUAAUCUUGAUCUACCUAUCAGAAAGUCCGUCCGCUACAAUAAUGGAGAGCUCUGCUUGAAUCUUUACACAUAAUGGUGAACUGGUGAUUCUCUUUUAUAUCUCUGAGCACACUACUCUCCACUGAUGAAUUAUCAGUGCAAAGGAACGUUUGUAAUGACCAUGUUUGUUUAUGCCAGUGAGUUGAUGUAGAGCAGCUAGAUCAAGCUUUUUAUGCCGAUUACAUGAACAGGAGCAAUGGAGCUGUUGAACGGUGACAUUUCACAUUACUUGCUUGUCUUUUUUUUAGCCAGUGGAUGCACAAUGAUGAUGUCAGUGGGAUCUUACUUUGCUACAUAUUUAACAUAAAAUGUUUGAACAAAGAAAGCUUUGUCAGUGGUUUUAGACUGUUCAGCAAAGAUGUUUUUCAGAAUCACAACCCUUAGCCCUCAUAACUACUACUACUAUGUAUCACUGUCUGUGCUUAGAGACGAAUGGAGGUGUAAUUACCUUUCAUUAAUUGCCUCUAUUAAGUAGUUAGUGGUGCAUUUACUUUGCACAACAACUGGACUGGAAUCAGCACAAAAGAAUCAAAAGGCUCAUAGAUAGAUGAACAAGCAGAGUCAGAUUUUGUUCUAGGAAUUAGAUGCACUAUACUGCUCACAUUAAAUUCCUAUUCUUAAAUGCAUUUACAUGUGGAAUGAUGAAGGACUUUAGUGAUACAAUACUAUGAUCUCACAAUAAUUUAAAAGCUCUAAAAUCCUGCUCUAGAAACAAAGACAGAAACACUAAACUCAGCAGCUCUGUACUGUUAGAUCAGUCUUUGGUUCAGGAGAUGAAUCUACUUGCAUUGUGAGAAAUGAGGCAGUCUGGUUACAUAAACUAGGGAAUUCUAAAUUUGCACUGACAAUACCAUGACUGGGUGAAAACCUCUGAAUUGUUCAGUGCUCCUCACAGCAGAACUACUAGCUUUGUCAUGUUUUAAAGGUAACAUGCUUGCCCUGGACAAAGGACAGAUCAUUACCUUGUGCAGCAAAUCAAUGAAUAGGGUGUGUUCUGGCUCAUCAUUAACAUACUGUAGGUCUUGGUCAUGCCUGGACAAAUCAAUGCCUUUGUAUUAUAAGCCUUUAAAUUCUGGAUGAUGAUUAUGAACUGUUUACCAGAAACACUGAGUCAACCUCAUUGCUUCGACUGUUUUGAUUUCUUUUAUCCCCUAUGAAUGCACCAUGCAGCUACUCCACCACAGUUACACUGUGCUUUUACAGCUUCAAAAUGUGAGUGCUAGUCCUUUAAUACCAAAAUAGAAAAAUUUCUAUAUAUGCUAUGAAUGCAGUUUUGCCAAAAUGUUUACUCUUGAGGUUUAAGAAACUAAAUCAAAUCAGUUUACCUUCCUAAAGAUUGUGUUAUCUGUGGCUAUACCUUUUAUCUUUUACAAAACAAUUUGAUGUUGAUAGUGUUUAGGUCUGACCCCGCAGUUGGUAAUAGCAUUAAAAUGUCAGUAGUGCACUGCCUGUAAUGAAACUGUACUUAUUACUAAAAGAAUAAAAAUAUUUACAUCUGCAAUGCACAGUUAAUACUCAUGGUUAAAAAAAUGUAGAAUGUUUAUCUGGAGCAAACCUGUUCUACUGUUCAUGCAGUAAGACUAAGUCCACAUAAAACAGUCAGAUGUGUUUGUGUGACAUCAUGAGAGGGAAGUUGAUUUUAUCAGCAACAUUCUUUUGGAAUCUAAUGCAUUGUGUAAACCGCUGCCCAUUGAAAACAUAAUUUGUCUUCACUUAAGUCACUCUAAUAAACAAAGAAGAUGAAUCGUUA
Messenger RNA from Betta splendens (Siamese fighting fish), 6488 nucleotides. It is a transcript of the gene sphk2, whose product is annotated as sphingosine kinase 2. Gene Ontology annotation, cellular component: cytoplasm; membrane; intracellular membrane-bounded organelle. Gene Ontology annotation, biological process: positive regulation of apoptotic process; sphingosine biosynthetic process; sphinganine-1-phosphate biosynthetic process. Lineage: Eukaryota; Metazoa; Chordata; Actinopteri; Anabantiformes; Osphronemidae. The record is from RefSeq and is a predicted model, not a curated record. The transcript has 8 exons. Bases 1445 to 4102 code for a protein of 885 amino acids.